UCUAUCGCAGGAAAUGGCGGUUAAUGUGAGUGUCCCUGAUACCGAGCAGACGUGCGGCCAUAGUGGGAGGAGUCUGAGGAAAUUUUGGCUGCCAUGGUAACAAGGAGACGCCGCGUUAACGCUGUGUGUGUUUCGGCCCUAUGAUGGGCCUUACACCCAGGAGCGGAGGUGUGUGAGGCGGCUCAGGGCAGCAUCAUGGCCUCUAAAACUAAGACUGGAUCAAAAGAUUCUAUUGAUGACGUUCUUGGAGAUCUUCUUGCUGAUGAUGAUCCAUCUCCACCAAGGCCACGCAAAGCAUCAUCUUUGAUGAUGGCAUCGACCAACAGAAAUCGGUCUACUGUUUUGUCCAGCACUGCCAAAAAGUCACUAAUUGAUGAUGACUUCUUCAGUCAACUUGCCAAAGAAGCAGCAGAGGAGUCUGAUGUCUCAGAAGGUGACGCACAAGCUCUGCUUGAAAACUUGAAGGACUUGGAUGAUAUGGAUGCCGAGUUGUUUGAAUCCCGAAAGCCAAGAUCGGCCCCUGCAAAGAAUUCUGGUAAAGCCACCGGCAGGGACCUAAAGAAUCAAGACCAGACAAUAGGCAAUAAAAGAGAGUACUCCUUUAAGUCUGCAGCUAAAGGGACAUCAGCACCUGAAAGUGAGAAGAAACCUCUGUCUGCACCUGUUGGCCCAGCCCGACCUUACAAGAAAUUCUCUUUUGAUGAUAUAAAUGAUUCACUUGAAGGACUCCUGUCUGAUGAAGAUAAAGGAAUAGCUAAGAAGCCAAACCCAAAGGACUCUACACCUGCUCCACAACAGCCCCAUGUGAAGAGAAGUGAGACAGCAGUCACCAGCCCAACAAGACCUUCCCCAGCAUCUCAUAGGAAAAGCGAUUUAGAUUUUGAGGAGGAUGCUGAUGACAUCAUGGUCGCUCUGGGAUUUGGAGACCAUACCGAUAGUCCUCAAAAAGAGAGGAGCUCUGCUCCACGUCCUGCACGUUCUAAGUUUGAUGAGCUCUUAGGGAGGGGGACAUCAGCCAAACUAUUGGAAAGGCCGCUAACUGGGGAAAAGAAAGAAUUCAAACUGGAUCCCAAGUACCAGAAAAUACCAGAAAAGGAGGAUACAUUAGAAGAUGAAAACUUUGGUUUUGGCUCCUACCAACCCACUAUGGCAUUCAGCCCAGAAGGUCGACAAUCUCGGCGAUCAUCAGUCAGAUUUUCUGCAGAAAGUAAUGGAACCAUGAAACCUGAUGCAAGAUCUCGCUCCUCAACCCCUGUUGGUCACAGUCCAGCAAGGGGAGAGAAGAGUGGAGCUGAUUGGUUAGGCCUCAGAGAUGAAGAUGUCCCUGAUCAGACUCCUUCAAAAGAGCCUCCACGAGUCUCCACUGUCACACCUAGCGCUGCAGGACGACCCCCAUCUGGAACUAAAGGAGACGCAAGAAUGGCCUCCCAACCAAAAACCUCACAGAUUGACACCCCAGCUGUGCAGCAGGAAGAUGAGUGGUUGACUUCUGCAUUGUCUCGGAAGAAAGCUCAAAAACAAGAACAAAAAGUUCAGAAUCAGUAUGGUGUAAAAGAGACUUCUGUAGGCAGUGGUCCAGUGGGGUCUGUGACCACUAUCCAACAGUCAGACCAAGGCAAAACUAUUCUAGAGGCCACACCAGUCUUACCAGAGGUAUCUAGAACUCCUUUACCCUGGGAGAUUCCUGUUAAAGCACUAUCCUCCAUCACUUCUACUUCCAGAGAAAAGGAAAACCCUGUUCCAGCGCCUUCAACAGUGGCUUCAGAAAUUACCCGAGACAGAGUUCAGCCAGCUACAGUUCCAUCCAAGGUCCAAGAAGACAGGAAGGAAUUUCAUGGUGAUGUCUUACCCAGCAAGUUAGUGGACCUUGAGGCUCAGGUACGAAAACUGCAGCUGGAGCGUGAACAGCAAAGCCUGUUACUGGAGACAUUGCAACAAAGGCAUAAAGAAGAUCUUGAUCUAAUAGAGAAUGCACACAGAAACCGUUUGAAGUUACUAGAGGAAUCUUUCCGUCAGAGAGAGGAACGUAUACGCCAGGAAAACCAGGAGCUGUCUACCCAAUACAUGUCCCGCUGUAAGAGUGCAGAGCAAGAAAAAGCAGAAUUGCUGGCUCAGUAUCAGAAAAAACUCACAGAAUUCCAACAAGAAAAAUAUAUGGAAAUAGAAAGGAUAAGAGAACUUCAAAGGGUAUCUGUCCAGGAAAUGUGCAAAGACCAUGAAGAACAGCUGCAGCGACUCAAACGCCUGAAAGAUCAGGAAAUAGAUGCAGUGACCAGCGCGUCUUCACACACAAGAUCAUUAAAUGGAAUCAUUGAGCAAAUGGAAUCUUUCUCUCAUAAGCUCGGUGAUCUGUCUGUGAGAGUGCAGAGCACCCAAGAAAACACAUCCCAGGAGCUAGAACUGGGGGCACGUCAGAGAGAAGGGCAGCUAAGAGCACUACAGGAACGUUUGACACGGCAGCAGAAAGACAUGGAGGACGAGAGGAAUAAUUUGCGGGUGAUAAUAACUAAUAUGGAGACUCGGCUAAGUGAGCAGAGUCGUCUUCUGGAACAGGAACGUUGGCGAGUGUCUGCAGAACAGGCAAAAGUGCAGUCACUACAGCGCUCCCUAGAGGAGGAAAAGAGAAUUAUGACCCAGCAAAUCGCUAUAGAAAGAGAGGAAUUGGAACGUGCAAAGAGUGCUCUGUUGGUGGAACAUCAGUCAGUCAUGACUCGCUGUGAAGAAGAGCGGAAGAAACUUGCUGCAGAGUGGUCUGAAUUUCACAGUCAGCAGAAACUGAGCAAGGAACGAGCAGAGAAAGAUGUCAGCAGAGCGAUCAUGGUGGAGUCCCAGAGAGAAAACGCCAUUAUCAGUUUGGCUAAGGAACAGGCAGAGCUGAAAGUGCAGUUUAGUGAGCUGCGGAACAGAGAGCAGCAGCUGGCACUAGACAGGGAGGCUCUAGAGAAAGAGAGACAGGAGCUGAGGCUUGAGAAAGAACGGGUAAAUGCCUCUGCUCUCCGUGUUCGACAACGGGCUGAGGAAGUAGAGAGUAUGAGCAAGCUGGCAUCUCAGCGUUAUGAAGAUGGGGAAAAGGCCUUAAGUGAGGCCAAAAAAAUUGAGUCUAGACAUCAGGAAAGGCUGAGAUCUAUUCAAGGCCAACUGGAAUAUUUGGGACAACGGGAGGAACAUCUUCACCAAGAGAAUAUAAAUCUGGCACGUCAGAGGACAAAAUUAGAACAGUUUAGACAGGGGCUGCCAAUUACACCUUUGCUGUUCCCUAACACAGAUCUGGAACCUCAACAUCCGCUGUCUACAUCACUUCCUCUGAAUGGUUUGCCCCUUGCUGUAUCUAGUACUACAGUUACCAGCUCAGGAACACAUCAAGAAAGAGCUACUCAAAAGUCAGACUUCCAUGCCAUGCUGGCUGUAUAUAAAAUCCAAGCACAACAGGACUGGGACUACAUAGAAAAUGAAAAACUUUAUUUGGAAGCUUUGAAGAAGUCUCCUUACUCCUUGACUGUAUGAAUGCAAUGAAAAUGUUUACCUUAGACCCCACAGGGUCCAACACAUGUUCCUAGUGGACUGCUCUCCAUUAAUUAAGAUUUUUUUAUGACUUUUAUAUUGUUAAUAAAUAUGAAUAUUGUUAUAA
Molecule: messenger RNA, 3628 nt
Organism: Hyla sarda
Lineage: Eukaryota; Metazoa; Chordata; Amphibia; Anura; Hylidae
Gene: FBF1
Product: Fas binding factor 1
Exons: 30
Coding region: 196-3504 (1102 amino acids)
Biological process (GO): establishment of epithelial cell polarity; cilium assembly
Cellular component (GO): centriole; ciliary basal body; ciliary transition fiber
Source: RefSeq, a predicted model, not a curated record